Messenger RNA from Phytophthora infestans T30-4, 1443 nucleotides. RefSeq lists its product as uncharacterized. NCBI's taxonomy places the organism in Eukaryota, Oomycota, Peronosporomycetes, Peronosporales, Peronosporaceae. The coding region runs from base 1 to 1443 and encodes 480 amino acids. The transcript is spliced from 5 exons. The record is from RefSeq and is a predicted model, not a curated record.
AUGUCUGAAACACAACUUUCCGACCAAUAUCUUUACCAGAGCUCGCUCAAGAGUGAUCCGGAUAUUAAAGUCUCCUCUGGCAAGCGCGUGCCUUUCGUUAUCGAUCUUAAUCAGGGGUCAUACCAAAACGGUGUUAUUACUAUCGAUGCAACAUCCCAGCUUAAUGGAAGUGAAGGAUUUGCUUCGCUCCGUGAUGCCUACAUUAUGCUACCAUACAAGGUAUCGAUGAAAAACACUCAUGCUACUACUCUGAAUGGUAAGACUAUCGUUUCUAUGGCUGACUACAAGCUGUUUUGGAGCAAUAUUCGUGCUCAGACUGGAUAUAGUCCUCCGUAUGUUGAAAAGCAUGGUGCAGAGUCUUUCCUCUUCCCUGAUGCUGCUCAGUCGUCGAGGUACAGUGCUACGGGCUCUUUUACUGGAGACGGGUAUUCGAAUAACACAGCGUUCUCCUCCUCCUUCACCGCCGGCGCUAUCUCUGCCACAGCUUCAGUAGCAAAUGAUGGUUUUGUUAAGCACCUUCUUUCGAACCCAUUAAAUGCUGGAGCUGACUCAUCUACGUCGUGGCCUUCCACUGGUGCCGCAUCUGCUACAACCACCAUCGCUAAUCAGCUGGGACGUGGCGCUUUCGAGCUUGAUCUUAUGGCUAACCCUCAAAUCCGUCUUCGUUUCCGGGUUAAUCAGGGUACUGUAGCUAUUGAUGCUGAAACUUCUCGUUAUAUGACGCUUACAAGUACUACACUAUCGAGUGGUAAUACAUGCCCUGUAAUGAUUGCUUCGUCGGCAAGUAGUAAUCCUAUGGUUAGUGUUCUUUCAGGUUCAACAGCUGGUUCUACUGCUGUUUCAUGGGGUGCUGUCGUCAAUGCGCUUGAACCUACUAUUGAUGGAACUUACAUGCCUUUCACGACUUCUCGACUGUAUAAGGUCCGCUACAACGACCGUUAUGCACAGUGGUUUUACCAGCGCGCCGGUAUUGGCAAGCAAGGGACACAGCUUAAUGCUUCUUUCGAUCUGCAACUUUCGGCUUCUGUAAAGAAUGCGAAGUACUUUCAGAGUCCGUUUGAUACGGCUCCUUGGACACUUCAGCCUGGCUCGAGCAUUCGCAACUUCAAUGUCCGUAUCGGUUCGACUCAAUGCUUCGACAUUAGUCAUGACUACGAUUUCCACCAAUUCACAAACGAGUUCGCUAAAAUUGCUGCGAUUAAUGGUGAUCUGACCCCUGAGCUUCUGAAUGGACUGCUUGACUAUCAGACGUGGUCUCUAACUAACCGCAUCCUUAUCGCUGACGUUAGCCGCCUGACGGAGCGUGAUGUACCUCAGGCUAUUCAGAUCCAGGGUACAAACGCUGGUUGCCAGGGAACAAACAUGCUUGUUUUGGUUGUGAGCGAACAAGAGCUCUCCUACGAUCGUCUAACGGGAGAGGUUUUAGAUUUUACCACGGCUUAG